GUGACUUGAAUGCAUGUCAACUGGUUCACUCGAUGCUUGAUGAUCAGAUCAGGAUAGUAUCGUAUGGGUCGCUCCUACCCUCCGCCAGGUCGCGCCAACGUGGCUUCUUCCUUCCGCAAAGAGAAUUGACUCGUUGCCAUGUACUGAAGGAGUUCAUUCCAAUUUCCCGUCCCUAAAAUCCCAAGCGAAUUUCACUCAAUUCCAAUCUUGUCCGCUUUUCCUUCUUCGUGACUCACGGACGCCUCUCUGAUCUUUGUUCGAUCUCCUUUCUCUGCCUGUCUCUGUGCGACUGUAUUGCGCGUCUAUGGAGGAGAAGCGGACGACGUCGAACGAUGACGGCGGCGCGGACGAUAGCAAUGUUGAGCCAGUGGAGCUUGUUCUCUUUCAAGUUGCUGAAUGUUACGUUUAUUUGAUACCCCCAAGGAAAAGUGCAGCUUCCUACAGGGCGGACGAAUGGAAUGUCAACAAAUGGGCAUGGGAAGGGACAUUAAAAGUUAUUAGCAAGGGUGAAGAGUGUAUCAUCAGACUUGAAGACAAGACCACUGGCGAAUUAUAUGCUCGGGCUUUCUUGAGGAAUGGAGAGCCGCAUCCUGUGGAGACUGUAAUUGAUAGCAGCAGAUACUUUGUUCUUCGCAUAGAAGAGAAUAUUGAUGGUCGUCUUCGGCAUGCUUUUAUUGGCAUAGGUUUUCGAGAAAGAUCAGAAGCCUAUGACUUUCAGGCUGCCCUGCAUGACCAUAUGAAAUAUCUGAACAAAAAGAAAACUGCUGAAGAGAUGGAGCAGCAUUACCAAAGCACGUCGUCUACUGAUUACAGUUUAAAGGAAGGGGAGACACUAGUGCUUCAAAUAAAGAAUAAAGGUGGUGGUGGUGUGAGAUCCAAGUUUUUUGAGCAGGGUCUGAACAAUCUCUCAUUGGAAGAAAAGGGUAACAAAAAAGACUUGGGAAUUUGUAUAAAACCGCCACCGCCUCCACCAUCUCCUCUUUCCCCUGCUGCUACUGCUCCGAAUUCUGCUCCAAACUGGUCACCAAAAUUCAGCCUGGAGGGAACUUCAGACAAAGAGGCCCCAACCACAACAAAGGAAAAAUCAGAACGGAAUUCUCAAGAAAAUCAAAAUUCGCAAGAUAUAACAGAUGAAGACUUUGGGGAUUUUCAAACAGCUGGCUAAUUUUGUUUAUGAGAUUGUUCUGUAAAAUUAAAAGUACUCAAAUUCCUCAAAUUGUCUUAUAUCUUUACUGGGUUUGGUGUGAUAUGAUUUGGGUUCCAUAACUUCAAAUUACCCACUAUGGUAAAUAUAUACAAUGGUAUUGGCCUCUGCAA
Molecule: messenger RNA, 1317 nt
Organism: Malania oleifera
Lineage: Eukaryota; Viridiplantae; Streptophyta; Magnoliopsida; Santalales; Ximeniaceae
Exons: 8
Coding region: 305-1165 (286 amino acids)
Biological process (GO): endocytosis
Cellular component (GO): membrane; clathrin vesicle coat
Source: RefSeq, a predicted model, not a curated record